This is a messenger RNA of Chelmon rostratus (copperband butterflyfish), 3267 nucleotides long. It is a transcript of the gene scyl1, whose product is annotated as SCY1-like, kinase-like 1. Gene Ontology annotation, biological process: protein phosphorylation. Gene Ontology annotation, molecular function: ATP binding; protein kinase activity. The coding region runs from base 69 to 2678 and encodes 869 amino acids. NCBI's taxonomy places the organism in Eukaryota, Metazoa, Chordata, Actinopteri, Chaetodontiformes, Chaetodontidae. The transcript is spliced from 18 exons. The record is from RefSeq and is a predicted model, not a curated record.
UCUAUCAGUCUGUAUAAUUCUCCUGUCGCUGUGUCUGUGUGUUUGAUGAGGUGUGGAGGAAAGAGGAGAUGUGGUCCUUUUUUGCCAGGGAUCCUGUCAAAGACUUUGCAUAUGAAAUUCUGCCAGACACCCAAGAAAAGUCUGGAAUAUGGACUCUACAUCGGGGGAAGCGAAAGACCAAUGGAGAGCCAGUGUCGGUGUUUGUGUACGAGGUAGCACAAGGAACAGAGCAGCAAACCCAGCUAGCCAAGGCUGCCUUCAAGCGUAUGAAGACCCUGCGCCACCCCAACAUCCUGGCUUAUGUCGAUGGAUUGGAGACAGAGAAGAGCCUGUACCUAGUUACUGAGCAGGUGACACCCCUGGCAGUCCACCUGAAAGCCCAGGCAGAGAAGGGUGGAGGCGGGGACCUGGAGGUCUCCUGGGGACUGCACCAGAUAGUGAAAGCUCUUAGUUUCCUGAUUAACGACUGCCACCUGCUCCAUAAUAACUUGGGUGUGUGGUCUGUUUUUGUGGAUCGAGCUGGGGAGUGGAAGCUCGGGGCCCUCGACCAUGUGGCCCCUGAGCAGGGCGACCCAAGCGGGGUUUCACUUCCUACCCCCAAAGCUGUUUACCCAGACAUGGAGAAAUAUGACCCACCAGAGAUGCCCAAUAGCGGUGGAGAGAAAUGGGCAGGGGAGGUGUGGCGGCUAGGCUGCCUCAUCUGGGAGGUGUUCAACGGGCCGCUACCUCGCACGUCGUCUCUUCGUUCACUGGGAAAGAUUCCAAAGGCCCUGGUCCCUCAUUACUGUGAGCUGGUGGGGGCUAACCCCAGAGCUCGGCCCAACCCGGCCCGCUUUCUCCAGAACUCCAGAGCAACUGGGGGGUUUCUCAGCAACAGCUUUGUGGAGAGCAACCUUUUCCUGGAGGAGAUACAGAUCAAGGAGCCAGCUGAGAAGCAGCAGUUCUUCCAGGACCUGAGUGACAAUCUGGACUCCUUCCCUGAAGACUUCUGUAAACACAAGGUCCUGCCUCAGCUGCUCACCGCCUUCGAGUUUGGCAAUGCAGGCGCUGUAGUCCUCACACCGCUCUUCAAGGUGGGAAAGUUCUUGUCAGCAGAAGAGUACCAACAGAAGAUCAUCCCUGUUAUCGUGAAGAUGUUUUCCUCCACAGACAGAGCCAUGAGGAUACGACUGCUGCAGCAGAUGGAGCAGUUCAUUCAGUAUCUGAAUGAGGCAGCAGUCAAUUCCCAGAUUUUCCCUCACGUUGUCCACGGCUUCACGGACACCAACCCUGCCAUCAGAGAACAGACUGUUAAGUCUAUGUUGCUGCUGGCUCCCAAGCUGAAUGAGACCAACCUGAACCAGGAGCUGAUGCGUCACUUUGCCCGGCUGCAGGCCAGAGACGAACAAGGCCCGAUCCGGUGCAACACCACCGUCUGCCUGGGAAAGAUCGCCUCCUACCUCAAUGCUGGGACUCGACAGCGUGUUCUGAUUUCUGCCUUUUCACGAGCCACUAAAGACCCCUUCCCAGCUUCACGCUCUGCUGGAGUUCUUGGCUUCGCCGCCACACACAACUACUACAGUGUAACAGAGAUUGCCGCCCGGAUCCUGCCCACCCUCUGUGCCAUUACAAUUGACACCGAUAAGAGCGUCAGGGACCAGGCAUUUAAAGCCAUCAAGAGUUUCCUUUCCAAGCUGGAGACUGUGUCAGAGGACCCCACCAAGUUGGCUGAUAUAGAAAAGGAUGUAGCGUCCUGUGCUCAGCCUGCAGGUGCCUCUUCCAGCUGGGCCGGCUGGGCCGUGACUGGCAUGUCCUCGCUAACGUCUAAGCUGAUCCGCAACGCUCCAGGGACAGAGGGGGGAGCAGCAGCUGAGGGCAGCGGGCCUGCCAACGACACCAACCCUACCAGUGCCACCGAUGAAGCACCUGCACCUGGUUCUGAAGAUAAAACUCAACAAGACUCUCUGACUCACCAUGCAGCCUCUCAUCGUGCCAACCAAUCACAGACUCUUGAAGUAACAGACAAUGAUGACGAGCCAAUAGGAGACCGCUGGGAUGAAGAGGAGGACUGGGGAAGUUUGGAGGAGCCAGAGAAAGCUCACACUGAGCCAGAUGACUGGAACACUGACUGGUCAGGAAUGGCAGCAUCUAAAAAGAAGGCCAGUGACAGAGGGGUGGGCCGGUCGUCAGCCUCCACAGCGGUGAAAAAGCAGAGCUCUGACUGGAGCAGCUCAGGCUGGGACGCCGACGACAGCUGGUCCAACGAGAAGGAAGGGCAGGGUCAGAGCUCUGCAGGCGAGGAAGGCUGGGGCAACGACUGGGGGGAGGAGGACACGGACACAACCUUGACCAACACGACGCUCUCCCUGCCCGAAGGGGUGCGGUUAGCCAGCGAUUACAACUGGGACACCAGCAACGCAGCCAAGGGGGCCAGUCAGAACGAUAUAUUCGCCAGCGUGUCCCAGAGAAACACAGCCAGCACUGCUGCCACCAUGGGUGGCGAAGGCUGGGGUGCAGAGGCAACAGGGGACUGGGGAGCUGAGGAGAGCUGGGAGUCAGUGGAUGGGAACCAGGGUCUCAGUAAGGCCGAGCUGUCCAAGAAGAAACGGGAGGAGAGGAGGAAAGAGCUGGAGGCGAAACGGGCGGAGCGCAAAGCUGCUAAAGGUCCUCUCAAACUGGGCGCACGCAAGCUGGACUGACCGGGGAUGCAAAGAAAGAUUUGAGGGCGGGAAUGGAGUGGGAGGAACAUGGACCAUGGUAACUGGACCCAGAGCAGUGGAUGGAGGCUUGACAUUCCACAAAGGACCACACAGAAGUGUUAGCUGCGGAGGAAAUACUGUCAGCAGUCGCUGUAAUAAAGGCGCCUUGUUUGGUUGAGCAGAGGGAAACAUUGUGGUUGGUCAGUAGAUGACUCUGCUUCUGACAGAUGGGCGAAAAAGCAACAAUCCAGCGCUUUAAAAAGGAAAUCCAGAAAGACAUGAAGCAGCACACAGCAGCACUCCUUGCUGCACAGUUGGUCACACAAAAUGUCCCCCCUGUUUUGUUUUUUUAACAUACAGCUCAUAACGUUUCAGCUGUAAAGUAAAUGUAUAUUAAUGGUGCAUCUUGUCUUAAAAUGACAUAAAGAAAUUACACUUUUUUUUUAAACGGAGAAAUUUAUGUAACAGAAUUCAAAUGUAUUAUUAUACUGAAUGUUUUUCAGUGCGCACACACACACAAACACACACAGUGGAUAUGAAUGUUUUAGUUCAGCUGUCACUAAAUUACAGUUUCAUGACUUAAAAUCGA